This is a messenger RNA of Laccaria bicolor S238N-H82, 1499 nucleotides long. RefSeq lists its product as uncharacterized. The transcript is spliced from 4 exons. The coding region runs from base 1 to 1359 and encodes 452 amino acids. The record is from RefSeq and is a predicted model, not a curated record. Lineage: Eukaryota; Fungi; Basidiomycota; Agaricomycetes; Agaricales; Hydnangiaceae.
AUGGCUAUAGCUCCUUGCCGGCCCCACGACCACGAUCGCGCACAAGCGUCGGAGACACAUACUUUUCGCAAAAGUGGUGGAUCUGCCACUGGCGUUGGCUUGCCUGGCGCGAUUGACACGUUUGGCCAUGCUGCUGCUGCGAUCCACGGCUUCUACAUUCGCUUCUGGUUAUUCAGGCGUUUCCAUUACUUGCAAACGACCACGCAUGUUAAAACUAUCCCCGGACAAGACGGAUACAUGGAGCAGUUGAAGCUGAACAAAACGGGCGGCUUGGUGGAGUUGAACAACGUUGAAAGUUUGAACUUCUAUGCACAUGGCCAAGGCAUUGCGAACGUGACGAGUCAAAAAUUCGUCCCAGCUGGUAAUGACGUGUAUACCAGAAGCCGUCACCCAUUCACAAAACUUGAGGUGGUUUACAGCAAGACUCCCGCCACCGAGUCGCCAAUCUCAGCCAAAGUCAGCUUCUGCGAUGUCCACACCGCCAGUUCGCCGCAUGUGCAUUCCCCCCGCCCUGGCCAAGAGUACCAAUGUCGGACAAAAUCGGUUGCAGAGCCAUCUUAUCCCACACUCCCUCAGGCCAACUUCUACUGCCUCCCGACCAAGUACUCGAAAGUCACAUUUGACGGCAUCUCACAUCUGAGGGGCUUGCUGAGUCAAGUCUCUCUAGAUACGACAACUCAUUUCAUUAGCUGUCCAAGGGCUAACUCGACAACGUCAGGACACGUUCUUACUCAUCUCAAAGUAUCCACCCUAAUCGAGCACGCGACCGCUCAAACCGUUGUUUUGCGGAUCCUAACACCAAUCAUUCGUAUCUUUCCCGACUAUGACGACUUCCCAGCGGAGGGGGGUCGAUUGUUGCCUGGCAGCCGAGCAAGUUUCCGAGUAUCCUCCAGGCGCUUUUGCGAUCGGACGCUGGGAACUGUGAGGAUGUGGAUUGAUGCGGAUUGGCGUAGGGAAAGGAGGGUACUCAGGGAGGGGAGAUGCCUCGGACUGGUGGUCAGCUAUCGAUAUGUGAUGGGGAAGUUUACCGAGCGCUGGUUCCCGCCUGCCGUCGGCGAGUUUCCAAGAAACGUUGACGAAUGGGCGACUCAGUCGUACCUAUCGAGAGAAGAUGUGGAAGUAAACGAUCUUGACUUUCAACAAGAACAGCCGCAGAUGAAUGUGAUGUUCAAGUCCCGCGCACGGCCUACCCUCCAGGCCUCCACUCCGGAAACACACUGUCCCUUCUACUGCCCCACCAACUCAUCAACCCAAGCCAGGUCCACUUCGGAACGACUGCCGAUUUCUCAUGUGUGUGUUGAUCCCAUCCAGGAGGACAUGCUGCCCGUCCUCGAAGAACCCCACUCAAACCCACCAUAAUCGUGUGGCUUCUACCCUCCUUCGUUCUCCCUCGCCCCUUCAGAUCCUAACACCGUUUCGACCUCACCACCAUUCCUGGCACCUGCGUGCAGAGCCUUCACAGAGAACCUCCUCAAACAGCUGCACGAUGCAGAGGCGGU